This is a messenger RNA of Panicum hallii, 2067 nucleotides long. RefSeq names its product GDP-L-galactose phosphorylase 2-like. The record is from RefSeq and is a predicted model, not a curated record. The transcript is spliced from 6 exons. Gene Ontology annotation, molecular function: GDP-D-glucose phosphorylase activity. Gene Ontology annotation, biological process: glucose metabolic process. Gene Ontology annotation, cellular component: cytoplasm. Bases 497 to 1795 code for a protein of 432 amino acids. NCBI's taxonomy places the organism in Eukaryota, Viridiplantae, Streptophyta, Magnoliopsida, Poales, Poaceae.
GCCCGCACCACCGCAACCCCCAACCCGACGCCGCCGCUCUCUUCGCCGGAGAAGAGAGACAGGAGGAGGGGAACAGCAGCCUCCUCCAGGAGCCCCCGCGACCCGAUCCCCGACGAGCCCUCCCCCCUCCCCUCCCCCCCCCCCCUCUGGGCGUGGCCGAGUUGUAGGCAUCACGGCUAGCGUUGCAGCCCCCCGGCGCGGCCCCGCAGCUGCGCAGGUGGAGCCCACGGGCACCAUCGCCUCCGCCGUCGCCACCAGCCCCGCCCCACACGGCGGCCGCGGGGCGCUGCCCUCGGCCGGAGGGAGCCCGUCCGACCUCCUCUUCCUCGCCGGCGGCGGUUGCCUCUGAGCCGCUCCCCCAUCCCUCUCUCUCUCUCUCCCCGACCCCUCCUCCUCCUCCUCCUCCUAACAACCGUCGUCUGCUGACCCCCCGACCCCGACAAACACACACCCGAGAGAUUAAUUAACACCGCCCGAGAGCGAGCCACCGGCCGCCAUGGAGAUGAAGCUCACCAUCAGGAGGGUGCCCACCGUCGUCUCCAACUACCAGGACGAUGCCGACAAGCCCCGCGCCGGAUGCGGGAGGAACUGCCUCGGCCACUGCUGCCUGCCUGUUUCCAAGCUUCCCCUCUAUGCUUUCAAGGCAAAUCCGGCAAAGCCUUCACAGGAGGAUGCUGCUUCAACUAAGUCCCUUGUCAAUAUCCUCCUUACUGAGUGGGAGGACAGGAUGGCCCGGGGCUUAUUCCGCUAUGAUGUCACUGCCUGUGAGACCAAGGUCAUCCCUGGCAACCUUGGGUUUGUUGCACAACUGAAUGAAGGGCGCCACCUUAAGAAGCGCCCUACCGAGUUCCGUGUCGACCGUGUGCUUCAGCCAUUUGACCCUGCCAAGUUUAACUUCACCAAAGUUGGCCAGGAAGAGGUGCUCUUCCAAUUUGAGAAUGGUGCUGGCGAUGACAGCUACUUCCUGAAUAAUGCUCCAGUCACUGCUGCUGAUCGGGCACCAAAUGUUGUUGCUAUCAAUGUGAGCCCAAUUGAAUAUGGACACGUGCUUCUCAUUCCCCGUGUUCUGGACCGCCUGCCUCAGAGGAUUGAUCCAGAGAGUUUCUUGCUUGCGCUGCAGAUGGCAGCUGAGGCAGCUAGCCCAUACUUCAGGCUUGGUUACAACAGUUUAGGUGCCUUUGCUACCAUCAAUCACCUCCACUUUCAGGCAUACUACUUGUCAGUGCCUUUCCCUGUCGAGAAGGCACCUACCCACAAGAUCCCUCUUUCUGAAGACACAAUGAAGAGUGGGGUGACGGUAUCCAAGCUGAUAAAUUAUCCUGUGAGAGGCCUCGUAUUUGAGGGAGGGAACACACUGAACGACCUGGCAAAUGUGGUUUCCAGUGCUUGCAUUUGGCUGCAGGACAACAAUGUGCCUUACAAUGUGCUUAUUUCGGACGGUGGCAAGAGGAUCUUCCUCUUCCCCCAGUGCUACGCUGAGAAGCAGGCUCUGGGCGAAGUGAGCCAAGAGCUGCUGGACACCCAGGUGAAUCCAGCUGUGUGGGAGAUCAGUGGCCACAUCGUGCUGAAGCGGAGGAAUGACUAUGAGGAGGCAUCUGAAACCUCUGCGUGGAAGCUCCUUGCCGAGGUCUCCCUGUCUGAAGAACGCUUCGAGGAAGUGAAGGCUUACAUCUUCACUGCUGCUGGUCUGGUUCAGGCCGAUGAGGAGGAAGCCAGCGAGGGUGAGGAAGCAACCUACGCACCUGUCCCCGUUGCCCCUCUGCCUGUCGCAGAAGGCUGCCUCGUCCUCCAGUGAGAUGAUACUGCUGGCUGUUGUCCUAUUAAGCGUUGUCCUCAUUGUCUCUGGUCGCCUAUAGCUCUGCCAUAAUAAGAUCCGUGUGAUGGAACUGCUGCAUGGUCUGGUCUGGUGCGCGUGAGCCUUGUGCUCUGCCGCAACUUGCUCUCGUUUCUGUAUCCUCUCUGUGGUGACUCAGUGAUUCAGUGCUCUGCAAUAUUAAGCGGAGGCUAUGUGUAUUGUUUGGGUCGUUUAGAACUUAUAAAUGAAAUGUGAUGGACAUUGCUAGUAUA